CAAAGCUCAAAACCGCAUACUUAUCUGUCACACCGGGGCAAGGCGGUGCAGCUCCACACGGAACGUGCCUAGCUUAGCUUCGCCUACCUAGGCCGCUGCCUGCCGGGCCCUAUAAAUCCCUCGCGCCGCGGCGAGCUGCGGAGGGGAUAUCUCGGCGAGCUGUCUGUCCGUCCGUCGUGUUGCACAAGCUCUCGUCAUUGCUCGCCUCAUUCACAGCUAGCUACUUAGCUACGAGCUCGUGCUGCCGGCCGGCCGGUCAUGUCGUCGACGACGCAGAGCGCGGCCGUGUCGGCGAAAUGCGCGGCGUGGGCGCAGGAGCGGCGGCCGUUCACGCACCCGAUCGAGAUCCCGGCGGCCUCGGGCGCGCCGGACGAGCGGAGGGGCCGCGGCGAGGAGGAGGACGGCGGGGAGGUGGAGCCGCCGCACGUGCUCAUGGCGCGGCGCAGGGCGGCCUCCUCGGUGUGCUCCGGCCAGGGGCGGACGCUCAAGGGCCGGGACCUCACGCGCACGCGCGACUCCGUCCUCCGCAUGACCGGCUUCAUCGAGAGCUAGCCCCUCCUUGCCGCGCGCGCGCGCGCCCGCCUGUCUCGCUCGUGGCCAGCGGCGCGCGGCCGGGCUCAAGGGUCUUCUUGGGUUGAUCCAGUUUGUGUAGUAGAGUAAAUAAGAUAGCUACGGAGCCUAGGGGCGGAUGCCGCUGAAUUUUCUUCAAUCGGUCUCAUUUGUGAAUUGGUUGGAAUCGGAAGAGCGAGAUGAAAUUUAAUCCGUUGGUGUAAAACUUA
Molecule: messenger RNA, 779 nt
Organism: Triticum urartu
Lineage: Eukaryota; Viridiplantae; Streptophyta; Magnoliopsida; Poales; Poaceae
Product: protein S40-1
Source: RefSeq, a predicted model, not a curated record